This is a messenger RNA of Ziziphus jujuba (common jujube), 2077 nucleotides long. RefSeq lists its product as uncharacterized. Gene Ontology annotation, molecular function: N6-(1,2-dicarboxyethyl)AMP AMP-lyase (fumarate-forming) activity. The coding region runs from base 140 to 1765 and encodes 541 amino acids. Gene Ontology annotation, biological process: IMP biosynthetic process. NCBI's taxonomy places the organism in Eukaryota, Viridiplantae, Streptophyta, Magnoliopsida, Rosales, Rhamnaceae. The transcript has 10 exons. The record is from RefSeq and is a predicted model, not a curated record.
UGAGGGUCACAAACUAUCAAUUUAACCCUUCGAAUUUUUGAAAUCAAUUUUUUCUGACAAAAGAAAAAGAAGAGGCCGCAGCAACACUUCUAGUUCAGGUCUAAGUUUCCGCUCUCUGUUUCGGGCCCAACGCUUUUUCAUGGAGUUUGGAGCUAUGUCCAAGGUCUUUAACACCAACCGAUUCCCUUGCUUUAGCCCUUUACCGGCAAACCAUCAGAGACCCAGCGACCGUCCAAGCUUCUACCUUUAUCGCUCUUCAAUGGCUUCCUCAUCAUUAUCACGUAGCGGCACAAAUAUCUCAUUUCAGAAGGUGGUGAAUAAUAGUAAGCCUGCGGAACUGCGUAGAGAAUCUGCUGAAUUUGAGCUUUCGAAUUUGACAGCUAUAUCGCCGUUGGAUGGUCGAUAUUGGAAUAAAGUGAAAGAAUUGGCUCCUUAUACGAGUGAAUAUGCACUAAUCUACUAUAGGGUUUUAGUUGAGGUACAAUGGUUGUUGAAACUUUCCCAAAUUCCUGAAGUUGAAGAGGUGCCUAGUGUCAGCGAAGAUGGCCGUUCUUAUUUGCAAGGACUAGUUGAUGGGUUUAGCCUGAAUGAUGCAUUGGAAAUUAAAAAGAUUGAAAAAGUGACAAAUCAUGAUGUGAAAGCCGUGGAGUACUUCUUGAAGCAAAAGUGUCAGUCACAUCCAGAGAUAGCUAAGGUCCUUGAAUUUUUCCAUUUUGCCUGCACAUCUGAAGACAUCAACAAUCUUUCUCAUGCAAUGAUGCUGAAAGAUGCUUUGGAAAAUGUUAUUUUUCCAACUAUUAUUGAUUUGAUUAAGGAAAUAUGUAACAUGGCUGAGGAGAACGCCCAUAUUCCCAUGCUUUCUCGCACCCAUGGCCAGCCAGCUACACCAACAACCUUGGGCAAGGAAAUGGCAAAUUUUGCUUACAGGUUAAGUGAGAUCAGGGGGAAAAUUUCCCAAGUUGAGAUACUGGGAAAACUUGCUGGUGCCGUUGGUAAUUACAAUGCCCAUCUCGUUGCAUAUCCUGAUGUUGACUGGCCCCAAAUUGCUGAAGAGUUUGUAACCUCGCUUGGAUUGAGUUUCAAUCCUUAUGUUACUCAAAUUGAAUCUCAUGACUAUAUGGCGGCACUUUUUGAUGCAAUUUGCCAGUUCAACAAUGUAUUGAUUGAUUUUGAUAGAGAUAUAUGGGGUUACAUAUCUUUGGGUUACUUUAAGCAGAUAACUAAAGCCGGUGAGAUUGGAUCUUCAACAAUGCCUCAUAAGGUAAACCCUAUUGAUUUUGAAAACAGUGAAGGUAAUCUUGGCGUGGCUAAUGCAAAUCUAUCUCACUUAAGCAUGAAGUUACCUAUCUCGAGAUGGCAGCGUGACUUAACUGAUUCAACCGUUCUAAGAAACUUGGGCUUGGGACUGGGACACUCUCUUCUUGCCUACAAAAGCACGCUGCAAGGAAUUGCAAAGCUUCAGGUCAAUGAAGCUCGGCUGCAUGAGGACUUGGAUAAUUGUUGGGAGAUUCUUGCUGAACCAAUACAAACUGUUAUGCGAAGAUAUGAUGUUCCCGAGCCUUAUGAGAAAUUGAAGGAACUAACCAGAGGAAGAGAAGUUACCAAAGAAAGUAUAAGAAAAUUUAUUGAAGGUUUAGAAUUACCCAAGGAGGCAAAAACCAAUCUAUUAAAGUUGACACCACACAACUAUGUUGGAGUUGCUGUUAAAUUGGCAAGGGAGGUCCACAGAGUAGUGAACUUGGUGGAUGGUAAAACAGUGUUUUGAUCUCAUAGUUGAAGACCUGAUGAAGGGACCAACAAGAUCCAAAUUUUCACUGUGUACUUAGGAUUCACUGUGUACUUAGGAUUCAAUCAUUUUGUUAGGUAAAACUCGAUCAGAUUGAGAUCGCUUAGGAAGAACUGUAUCAUUUUUGGGUGCCUAGUAGAAGCCAAGAUUGAAGUAUAAUGCCUGAACAUGCCAGUAAUCAACAUAACGUUUGAGAAGUUGAUACUUGGCAUUCAUAAGUUGUAAUAGCACGGAAAUAGAUGUGAACUAUUAUAAAUUAAAGUUUUGGUGAUGAGGUUUGCCCAAGAAUUA